AGGGCUCGUCGCUGGGUCUGGACCGGGACGAGGGCGCGAUCGGACGGCUCAAGUGAAGGCGCAUCCAGGGCUUCCUUUCCCUCCGUCUACCACCUCAUCCCCCUUUCUUUCUCGUCCUCUCUUGAGAUGAGGAGAUAAUCACCUGUGGAGCGACAGUUUGAGAUUGCAAAGAGCUUUGACAGGAAAGAGGAAGGAUGCUGGGGUUGAAGGCCUUCAUGCUCUGUCUUGUUUUUGGAGCCCUGACCCGCGCUCAGAGUGCAGAAUGCAGCCGUAAGAACGAAUGUCCCAUAGACCUUUACUUCACCAUAGACACAUCGGAGACCAUCGCCCUGCAGGAGUCACCCCCCGGAGCGCUGGUGGAAGGCAUCAAGACCUUCGUUUCUACGCUGGUGAACCGCCUUCAAGAUGAAGAAAUCAGAGGUGUUGUACGAGUCAACUGGAACACUGGAGGACUUCACUUUUCCCAGACACAAAGAGUUAUCAGCCGCAUUGGACCCAGGGAUGAUUUCCUCAGAAGUCUCGACCAAAUCCGAUAUUUAGGUAAGGGCACCUACAUCGACUGCGCCCUGAGAAAGAUGUACGAGGAGAUGGACCAGUUUCCCUCCAGCCCCUCAGCUCUUCGUUUUGCUGUGGUCAUCACCGAUGGUCAUGUGACCGGGAGCCCUUGUCGAGGCCUCAAAGUGGCUGCGGAGGAGGCCCGUGAUAAGGGCAUCCGCAUAUUCGCAGUGGCAGCAUCUUCAAAUAUUGAUGAGACCGGUUUGAGGGAGAUCGCUUCCUCGCCAGCCACCGUCUACAGGGACAAGUUCAUGGCCGUGGAUCUGAGCUUUGGAGCCAGGACUCAUGAACCAACAAUCAACCGCAUCAUCAAGACGAUGAAACAAGUGGCAUAUGCUGAGUGUUACAAAGUGUCCUGUCUGGAGACGGAAGGACCUCCUGGUCCAAAAGGCAACAGAGGACAGAAAGGAGCAAAAGGAGACUUCGGUCAGCCAGGACAAAAAGGAGAGAGGGGUCGUCCAGGAGACCCUGGUAUUGAAGGUCCUAUUGGUCAACCUGGUAUCAAAGGAGAACCAGGUCAAAUGGGAGACAAGGGUGAGAUGGGCAGUCAAGGGAAAAAGGGUGUAGCUGGUAUUCCGGGGCGCAACGGUACAGAUGGACAAAAGGGUAAAAUUGGACGGAUUGGAGCUCCAGGCUGCAAAGGAGACUCAGGAGACAGAGGUCCCGAUGGUCACCCUGGAGAUGUCGGGGAGCGCGGCCAGCCAGGAUCUGAUGGAGACAAGGGGGAUGCUGGACGCCCUGGAAGAGCUGGUCCACCUGGAGACCCUGGAUCUCCUGGACCACGGGGGGAGAGAGGAAGUUCUGGGUCACCUGGUUUACCUGGACAAAAAGGGAACAGGGGGGAGAAAGGGCGUAAAGGACCCAGAGGCGUAGCUGGAAGAAGAGGAGACUAUGGCCAGAAAGGGAAAGUUGGGCCACCAGGCCUCAGAGGAGAACAGGGUGAACAGGGGCCUGAGGGCUUGAGAGGACUUCCAGGUGAAUCAGGAGUCCAAGGAUCAAAGGGAGACAAUGGCCUGCCAGGUCCCAGAGGAGCACCAGGGAUUCCAGGAGAUCCUGGGAGGAAUGGGAGUAGAGGAGAUCCUGGUGAUGCAGGACCAAGAGGAGAACCUGGACUUCCUGGACCAAAAGGGGACGUCGGAAGACCUGGCUUUGGAUAUCCAGGGCCAAGAGGACCUCCGGGUGAAAAAGGAGAGAAAGGCAAUCCUGGACCUCGCGGCAGCCGAGGAGAAUGCGGUCAAAAGGGUGAACCUGGAGAUAAAGGGCGUCCAGGAGACCCAGGGGAGCCUGGACCCACCGGGGAGCCAGGAUCCAGAGGACAGAGAGGAGAUCCUGGCCGAGACGGAGAUCCUGGGCCAGAGGGAGAUCCGGGCCUCACUGAAUGUGAUGUUAUGACCUACAUCAGAGAGACCUGCGGCUGCUGUGAUUGUGAGAAACGUUGUGGAGCUCUGGACAUUGUCUUUGUCAUUGACAGCUCAGAAUCUGUGGGUCUCACCAACUUCACCCUGGAGAAGAACUUUGUCAUCAACACAAUCAACAGAUUGGGAUCUUUCGCCAAAUCCCCAGACUCAGAAACAGGCACGAGGGUUGGAGUUGUUCAGUACAGCCACAGUGGAACCUUCCAGGCAAUCAGCCUUAAUGACUCCAAGAUCGACUCUUUGACUGCAUUCAAGGAAGAGGUGAAGCGUUUGGAGUGGAUUGCAGGAGGAACAUGGACUCCAUCUGCUCUGAAAUAUGCCUACGACAACCUGAUCAGGGACAGUCGGAGGGCCAAGGCCAAAGUCACCGUGGUUGUCAUUACCGAUGGACGCUUCGACCCAAGAGACAAUGACACAUUGCUCACCUACUUGUGCAGAGAUCCCAGCAUUGAUGUGAGUGCCAUCGGGAUUGGAGACAUGUUUGAUCAGAUUGAGGAGAAUGAGAGUCUGAACAGCAUCGCCUGUCAGCGGGAAGGCAGGGUGAUGGGAAUGAGACGCUUUGCUGACCUCGUCGCUGAGGAGUUCAUCGAUAAGAUUGAGACUGUGCUCUGUCCAGAUCCUGUCAUUGUAUGUCCUGAUCUUCCAUGCAAAUCUGAGCCUGCCGUAGCGAGUUGUGUCCAGCGGCCGGUGGACGUGGUCUUCCUGCUGGAUGGUUCUGAGAGGAUGGGCUUGGAGAACCACCGCAGGGCCAAAGAGUUCAUCGAGAAUGUGGCCCGUCGUCUCAUCUUGGCCAACAACGCCACAGACAGCCGGAGAGCCCGUUUGGCUUUGCUGCAGUACGGCAACCCCGUAGAACAGAGGGUGGAGUUCCCGCUCACGCACGAGCUCGAGGUCAUCUCGGAUGGUCUGGCCAAUGUGAACUACAUGGAUUCGUCUUCGGCUCUGGGCAGCGCUAUCAUCUAUGCUGUCAACAACCUGGUGAUCAAACAGGAUGGCCGUCGUCUGUCUCGCCGCAACGCAGAGGUGGCGUUUGUGUUCAUCACCGACGGCAUCACAGCCACGGAUCAGCUGGAUGAGGGCAUGAGUGCCAUGAAGAGAGCAGAGGGUGUUCCCACGGUGAUCGCCAUGGGGAGCGACACCGACGAGGAGGUGCUACACAAGGUGUCACUAGGCGACUCGUCAGCCAUCUUCAGGGGAAAUGACUACAACAUGCUGAGCAAACCCGCCUUCUUCGAGCGCUUCGUCCGCUGGAUAUGCUAGUGAGGAACUGCCGAGCUCUGGAGGUCGUGAGUCGACGUAGGACCAGCUCCUUCAAACACCCAGAGACACCCCUCUGUGGUCAUUAUCACUCCCGGAUGUAAGGCACUGAGACGGCUGUUGAUGAGGAGAAAAAUUUGGACCAGCAAAAAAAAUAACAGAUGCAGGAGCAGUACACACUCAUAAACACACAAAAGACUCCCUUCAACUAAGAAAAGGAGCAAAAUGUGUUACAAAAACACGUUUUCGGCUGUUGUUUUUCAAAUAAAUUCUUUGCAGCAAGUCUCAAACACACAAUUUCUCUUUUUUUAGAGUUACUCUUUACUUUAAAGGUGCUAUGGGGGUUUAAAAAAAAGCCAUGUGAGGGUUUCAGAUUUAGGGGAUUAUUUUUAAUAUUUUUUAUUUUUUUUGUUACUUCUUCAUAUGCUGUAAUGAUUCUAGUUUUCAGGGCAUAAAGUGAUUUAAACUUGUCUUCAGGAGCACACAAAUAUCCCAUAUUCAGGUACAUCAUUUCCACCCAUGACAACACAAACAUGUGAACGAAAGAAAUCUGUACACAGACUGUCAAAAUAAAGUUUAACUUUGUGACACCA
Molecule: messenger RNA, 3820 nt
Organism: Oryzias melastigma (Indian medaka)
Lineage: Eukaryota; Metazoa; Chordata; Actinopteri; Beloniformes; Adrianichthyidae
Gene: col6a2
Product: collagen, type VI, alpha 2
Exons: 32
Coding region: 195-3230 (1011 amino acids)
Source: RefSeq, a predicted model, not a curated record